CUCGUAAAAUGGCGCCAAUAUACUAUAAGUACGCGUCGCUGUCUUAAAUUCAGGGACUUCGUCAAAUCUACGAAUAAAUUCCUAGUCAACUAUCUUGCUUCUCUCUCACACAUUAACUCUCUCUCACACAUUAACUCCCAAUUUACACACACAAUUGUCAACUUUCUACCUAACUAAAUAAACCAUGUAGUUAGCCAGAUGAUGAGUUGAUUAUUUGAUAUACAAUAUUUUAUUUAGAUUUUUUUGAUGGCGUUUAAUGCGAAUAGGUUGGAUCCUCAGAGAGCAGCGGAGAGUGCGGUGGUGGCCAUAGGAUCAGGGUAUGAUCUGACGACUGAUUUGCGUUUGAGUGCGUGUAAAGUGGGGCCGUCUGGUAAAGGAUUGAUCGAGGUUGAUCGGACACGGUCCAAGGAAUUGGUCUGUCCUGGAGGGAUUGUUGUUUCUGAUGUUGCGGCUUCGAUUAAGUGUGACAAGGGUGAUCGGACUAGGUUUCAUUCCGAUGUUGUUUCUUUUAGUCAGAUGUCGGAGCAAUUAAAUCAGGAUGUAUCCUUAUCCGGUAAAGUACCAUCUGGUCUAUUCAACGCAAUGUUUGAUUACAAGGGGUGUUGGCAAAAGGACGCAGCAACCACUAAAGCUCUUGCAUUUGAUGGUUGGUUUAUCACUCUAUACUCGAUUGAAUUGGCAAGGUCUCACAUUACACUUUUAGCCGAUGUUAAGAAGGAAGUGCCUUCUUCGUGGGAUCCUGCUGCACUUGCAGAGUUUAUUGAAAAAUACGGUACUCAUAUCAUAGUGGGGGUGAAGAUGGGAGGUAAAGAUGUAAUUCACCUCAAGCAGUUACAAAGCUCAAACCUUGAGCCAACGGAUAUGCAAGUUUUGUUAAAGAAAUUAGCAGAUGAACGAUUUUCCGAAUCUGAAAAUGAGAUUCUGACACAGGCACCAGAAGGAAAAAAGAAGGAAACACAAUCAGUGGUCUGGGAUCUCAAUCCACCAUUUGCACACUCAUUUAGACCACCUGUUGUUUCACACUCUAAAAAUAAUGACAUGUUGAGCAUCCGUAUUAGGAGGGGAGGUUUGGAUAAUGGUCAAAGUCAUAAAGAGUGGCUUUCAACUAUAUCACAGUUUCCAAACGUCAUAUCAAUGUCUUUUGUGCCUCUUGUUUCCCUUCUUAGUGGUGUUCGAGGUAGUGGAUUUUUAAGCCAUGCAAUCAAUCUCUACCUUCGAUAUAAGCCGCCUAUGGAGGAUCUACAACAGUUUCUAGAAUUUCAAGUACCUCGACAGUGGGCUCCAGCAUAUAGUGAUCUUCCACUCGCUCCUAGACAUAGAAAAUUCGGAUUUCCAUCACUGAAGUUCACUUUUAUGGGUCCUAAACUUUACGUCAAUACAACAAAGGUUGACUCUGAAAAUCGGCCUGUGACUGGAAUCCGCUUAUACUUGGAAGGUAAGAAGAGCGAUCACCUCGCUAUCCAUCUACAACACCUAUCAACUCUUCCAGAAACCUUAAAACUUUCAGAUGAUCUGAGUUAUAAUCCAGCUAAUGAUCCAAUACAAAAAGACUACAUAGAGGCUGUCAAAUGGGGUGUAUUCUCACAUAUAUGCACUCAACCAGUUCAAUAUAAUGGUGCACGCAUUGAUGACUCUGCUUCUAUAGUUACCAAGGCCUGGCUCGAGGUCAAGGGCAUGGGUAUGAAAAAGGUCCUCUUCCUGCGGCUUGGAUUUUCAAUGGUGGAAUCUGCAGAGAUUCGAAGAUCUGAGUGGGAUGGACCUACAACUUCCACAAGAAAAUCAGGGGUAAUCUCGAUGUUGAUGACUUCACCAUUUAGUACCGGACUGAAUGAGCCAGAGUUGCCACCAAAGGUAGAUAUUAAUUCAGCAAUUUAUGCCAGAGGACCACCAUUGCCAAAAAAAGCACCAAAAAUGUCGAAUUUUGUUGAUACAAAAGAAAUGGUGAGAGGCCCUGAGGAUCCCCCUGGUUAUUGGGUGGUCACUGGUGCUAAGCUGUGCGUAGACGGAGGCAGGAUCGGAAUGAAAGUCAAGUACUCCCUCCUCACAAUAAUGUCAGAUGAGACCUUGUCUAUAUAAAACAGUUUGUUCAGGACACGAACGUCUUCAAUUGUAUGAUUUUGUAUAUGCUGCUAUGUAAAUCAUCAGGUCAGCUCAAUUUUUUUAUUUCAUUUGUUUACGUACAUCAGUCAGCUUAAAUCUGUUUUGAUGACUGAAAUAUCAAAGGAAGAAGAUCCUGUGAGCAUAAAUUCUUUUGUUCUUUAAAUAUAAUUCCAAAUUCUCGACUA
Messenger RNA from Daucus carota subsp. sativus, 2285 nucleotides. RefSeq names its product MACPF domain-containing protein NSL1. Gene Ontology annotation, cellular component: plasma membrane. Gene Ontology annotation, biological process: plant-type hypersensitive response; regulation of salicylic acid mediated signaling pathway. The record is from RefSeq and is a predicted model, not a curated record. Bases 247 to 2076 code for a protein of 609 amino acids. The transcript has 7 exons. Lineage: Eukaryota; Viridiplantae; Streptophyta; Magnoliopsida; Apiales; Apiaceae.